Vigna radiata var. radiata (mung bean) is the source of this 1552-nucleotide messenger RNA. RefSeq lists its product as uncharacterized. The transcript is spliced from 2 exons. The record is from RefSeq and is a predicted model, not a curated record. The coding region runs from base 121 to 1278 and encodes 385 amino acids. NCBI's taxonomy places the organism in Eukaryota, Viridiplantae, Streptophyta, Magnoliopsida, Fabales, Fabaceae.
CCUGUUGCACCAUCCACCCCCAUGCCUUCUUAGCUUCCACCAUCAUUCGCAAUCUCAGAAGCCCUCACAGAUUUAGGUAAGUGACCACAAAAGAUUCAUUCUUUUUCUGCCUUACAACUUAUGGCAUCAUCCAUUGCCACCUUCUUCAACAAGUUCCUUUAUCUCCUCAUCCUCUUCGUCCACCUUGGCUGCUUCAUCUUCACCACCACCGCCGGAGGAAAAAAAGCGCCACCAUCAAAGAAACGCAAAAUCUCGCCCUCAUCCCAACCCUCCUCCCCUUCCCACCCAAAAUUCAAAACCCACAAAGCCCUGUCCUCUUCUUGGCAUUUCAUCAAACACCUUCUUUCCACCAAGUCCUGCAAAACCCCCAAAACCGCCACCUCCCAACUAUCCCCUCAAUCAACCGCCGCCACCUCCACAAUCUCCGUCUCCGCCGCAGCAGCACACUCCCUUGUUUCACUAACACAACCCGACCCGGAAAGAAAACCACCCGGGUCUUGUCCCGAAUCCGACAUUUCCGCCGACACCAACAUCUUCUUCCCUCUCCGCAACGACAUCUUCCCCUGCACCGCUUGCGGCGAGAUCUUCCAGAAACCCAACCUCUUGGAAACCCACCAAACCCUCAAACACGCGGUUUCGGACCUAUCUGGAUCCGACCCGGGUCACAACAUCGUCCAGAUCAUCUUCAAAUCGGGUUGGCCUGAAUCCAAACCCUCCCCCACCAUAACCCGCAUCCUCAAGAUCCACAACAGCCCAAAGAUCCUCGCGAAGUUCGAGGAGUACCGGGAGGUCGUCAAGUCCAAAGCGGCGCGUCACGGAGCCCUCACGCGCCGCCGCGACGAGCGCUGCAUCGCCGACGGGAACGAGCUCAUGCGCUUCCACUGCUCCACGUUCCUUUGCGACUUGGGACACAGCGGGGAUUCCUCAAUAUGUUCUCAGCAAUUUUGUAAUAUAUGUGGAAUUAUUAAGUCGGGGUUUUCCCCGAAACUCGACGGAAUUGCCACGCUGUCCACCAGCUGGCGUGCACACGUGGCUAUACCGGACGACGUGGAACGAGAAUUCCGCUUCAUGAAUGUCAAACGGGCCAUGCUCGUUUGUAGGGUGAUUGCGGGUCGGGUUGGAUCCGAUUCAGACGACGCCGAAAAAGCUGAUGGUGGUUUUGAUUCGGUAAUGGCGAGGUCAGAGACUGGGGUUUACACGCGGCUUGACGAGGAGGAGUUGUUGGUGUUUAAUCCUAGGGCUGUUCUUCCUUGCUUCGUGAUUGUGUAUACUGUGUGACGUGAUGAAUUCAAUGGCUGUGAUGAAGAUGAUUAUGUUUUGAAUGAUUCCUAACUUGUGAAAAGUUAAAAAGCAAUUUGAUGCAGAAGAGGAUGCCCUAAUUUUCCAUUUUUGUUUUUAAUGAAUGAGUUGUUAGUCUCAAACGCUUGGUUUUGAUUAGCUAUGUGAACUAGCGGAAGCAAGCCAUAAUUGAAACAUUGAUUUUGAAGCAUGCAGGUGUUGGCGUAUUUGUAAUGACUUCCAAGGUUUUUGCUAUAUGAAGAACAUUUAGGUU